GGAGUUGUACUAGCUUAUUAUGAGUUACGGUUUAGUGACCGUCAGUUUGGAUGAUUAUAAAUUUGUAACUAUGUUGCCCUAACUCUAAUUAUUCACCUCUUCUUCGUCCGUCCUUACACUAAUCACACGGUGGGGCUGAAACAGGUCCUGUAGUUAACAACAAUGGCGUUAUUCACUCCGAUUUCAUCAUCAUAUUUGCCUAAACUCUACUCUCGACGAUUAUCAGCGCAUGAUGCAACGGCUGAGCAAAAGUCUAGGGUUUGCUUAUCAAAUGCGUCAUCCUCACUCCUUCAGCGUACUUACACCUGCUGCAAAGUAGGUUUUUCUACCCGUUUGGUAAAAAGCGAGUCCUACAACUUCAAAGCUUCUUCUUCAGUUACAGAUGUUUCAACACCUGAAGUAUCCAUGGAGUCGUCAAUUGUCAAGGGUGAAACCUGGUCAAUCCAUAAAUUCGGUGGCACAUGUGUAGGAACUUCCCAAAGAAUUCAAAAUGUUGCCAAUAUUGUUAUGGAUGACAGUUCUGAACGAAAGCUUGUUGUUGUCUCUGCAAUGUCAAAAGUUACAGAUAUGAUGUAUGAUCUUAUCGAGAAAGCACAAUCACGAGAUGAUUCAUAUUUAUUAGCACUUGAUGCUGUAUUUGAAAAACACAAGUUGACUGCACUUGACCUACUUGAUGGGGAGGAACUUGCUAGUUUCUUGUCUACUCUCACUCUUGAUAUCAAUAAUCUCAAAGCAAUGCUACGUGCAAUAUAUAUAGCUGGACAUGGCACAGAAUCUUUUUCAGCUUUUGUUGCGGGACAUGGAGAGUUAUGGUCUGCACAGAUAUUGUCAUCUGUCCUCAGAAAGGGUGGGGUGGAUUGUACCUGGAUGGACACACGGGAUGUCCUGAUUGUGACACCUGCCGGCUCUAAUCAAGUUGAUCCCGAUUAUGAGGAAUCAGAGCAAAGACUCGACAAUUGGCUCUCAAAAAAUCCUUCUAAGGUAGUAGUUGCUACUGGUUUUAUAGCUAGCACACCUCAAAAUAUACCCACAACUUUGAAACGAGACGGGAGCGACUUCUCUGCUGCUAUCAUGGGUGCUUUAUUCCGGGCCCGCCAAGUGACAAUCUGGACCGAUGUUGAUGGUGUGUAUAGUGCAGAUCCCAGAAAAGUUAGCGAAGCUGUCAUAUUAAAUACGUUAUCUUAUCAAGAGGCUUGGGAAAUGUCGUAUUUUGGGGCGAAUGUUUUACAUCCUCGAACUAUCAUUCCCGUGAUGCAGUACGACAUUCCAAUCGUUAUAAGAAACAUCUUCAACCUAUCUGCACCUGGAACAAAGAUUUGCAGGGAACCCGUCCUUGAAAAUGAAGAAAAACAAACACUGGAAACUUAUGUAAAAGGCUUUGCAACCAUAGACAACUUGGCCCUUGUAAACGUUGAGGGAACUGGAAUGGCUGGUGUUCCGGGUACGGCAAGUGCCAUUUUUGGUGCUGUGAAAGACGUUGGAGCUAAUGUCAUCAUGAUUUCUCAGGCUAGCAGUGAACAUUCUGUGUGCUUUGCCGUGCCUGAAAAAGAAGUGAAAGCGGUUGCAAAGGCAUUAGAGGCUAGAUUUCGUCAAGCUUUGAACGCCGGACGUCUUUCUCAGAUUGCAGUAAUUCCAAACUGUAGCAUUCUUGCAGCGGUUGGCCAGAAAAUGGCCAGCACACCAGGUGUCAGUGCCACUCUAUUCAACGCACUUGCAAAGGCUAAAAUUAACGUCCGAGCUAUAGCUCAAGGAUGCUCAGAGUACAACAUCACUGUAGUUGUCAAACGGGAAGAUUGUGUAAGAGCCCUACGAGCAGUCCAUUCAAGAUUCUAUCUUUCCAAAACGUCAAUAGCAGUGGGCAUCAUUGGGCCUGGGCUUAUCGGUGCCACUUUACUUAAUCAGCUUAGGGACCAGGCAGCCGUCCUGAAGGAAAAGUCUAAGAUUGACUUACGUGUCAUGGGUAUUAUUGGGUCAAAGAAAAUGCUGCUGAGUGACACGGGUAUCAAUCUUUUCGCAUGGAAAGAACUUCUGAAGGAGAAAGGAGAAAAAGCCGAUCUGAAUAAGUUUGCUCAUCAUGUGCAUGGAAAUCAUUUUAUUCCCAACACGGUAUUAGUAGAUUGUACAUCAAGCACGGAAGUUGCAGACCACUACCAUGACUGGUUAUACACAGGAAUUCAUGUGAUCACCCCUAACAAGAAAGCAAAUUCAGGACCACUUGAUAAGUAUUUGAAACUGAGAGCUCUUCAAAAGCAAUCGUUCACUCAUUACUUUUAUGAAGCUACCGUUGGAGCUGGUCUACCGAUCAUGCAUACUUUACGAGAUCUCCUUCAAACAGGGGAUAAGAUUAUACGAAUUGAAGGAAUUUUCAGCGGGACGUUGAGUUAUAUAUUCAAUAAUUUUGUUGACACACGGGCAUUCAGUGAAGUAGUGAUGGAGGCAAAAGCAGCAGGUUACACUGAACCAGACCCUAGAGAUGAUCUUGCUGGAACAGAUGUAGCCAGAAAGGUGAUAAUUCUUGCUAGAGAAUGUGGUCUAGAUCUUGAACUUUCGGAUAUCCCUGUUCAAAGCCUUGUACCAGAUCCAUUAAAGGAAACUGCGUCAGUGGAUGAUUUUAUGCAGCAACUACCAUCCUUUGACUCAGAUAUAGCUACUAAGCGUCAAGCUGCAGAGGAUGCUGGAGAAGUUCUAAGAUACGUCGGGGUUGUGGAUGUUAAUAAUCAAAAGGGAGCUGUGGAGUUGAAAAGAUACAAGAAGCAACACCCAUUCGCCCAGCUGUCGGGUUCUGAUAAUAUCAUUGCUUUUACAACGGAAAGGUACAAUAAACAACCUCUAAUUGUCCGCGGCCCUGGAGCCGGAGCACAAGUAACAGCGGGUGGUGUUUUCAGUGACAUAUUAAGGCUUGCCUCCAAUCUUGGCGCCCCUUCGUAUUAAUCGUGUUUGUAAAUCAUGCUCCUAUGUGACAAACUAUAAAUUAAUAAACCGAAUCCAGGUUGUCGCAAUCAUGGGUUUUACGGUUUGGUUUAGUCCCUAGUGAUCACGGAUUCUAGGAUUUUGGAAUCGCCUGCUCAUGUAUCAAUAGCACGUGUGGUUGUAGGAUAUCGUGCUUUUUAUGUCGUUAUAUGUCUAAAUGUACAAACCAUGUUUUGGUUGCGGGUGGGUAUUUAAUCAUAUAUAUUCUUGCUGAUCA
Messenger RNA from Helianthus annuus (common sunflower), 3187 nucleotides. Its product is annotated as bifunctional aspartokinase/homoserine dehydrogenase, chloroplastic. Lineage: Eukaryota; Viridiplantae; Streptophyta; Magnoliopsida; Asterales; Asteraceae. The coding region runs from base 163 to 2931 and encodes 922 amino acids. The record is from RefSeq and is a predicted model, not a curated record. Gene Ontology annotation, biological process: aspartate family amino acid biosynthetic process; L-homoserine biosynthetic process. Gene Ontology annotation, molecular function: homoserine dehydrogenase activity; NADP binding; aspartate kinase activity. The transcript is spliced from 19 exons.